ACUGACUGCUUCUUCUCAGUCGUUCACGAGCUUCUCCACUAUCUGUUCGUUUAUACAAAAAGAUUGCAUUUAAAAUAACCUGAUUGUGAUAUAACGUUAAAUUGUGUUGAGUUUUAAAUAUUUUAGAUGGAAUCUAAUAGGACGUUGUAACAGCAACAUCCGUGCCACGUAGCUUGACGAGCUAAAAUCUAAGUGGAAGGGUUUCGAUUGCAUUAUGGUCCACUUCGCUGGGUUUUAGAUCCCAGUCGGCUUUGAGAUUGCGUUAGAUAAGUAGAUAUAUUGUGAACAACGAUUGCUCAAUCACCAUGGGAUUACAAUUCGAAACGGAUGGUACACCGUACGUUAUGUGUGGUGAUGAAAAGGUCAAGUUGGAAAAAUUUCCCAUCACAGAGGAUUUCUAUGUCGAAAAAGCUAGAAGUGAAUUACGUGAAACGGAGGAAAACAUUGUACAGGCCCUGAAAGAAUUAAGGGAACUGUUGCAACAGGAAUCAAAUCUUCUGGUACCUAUCGACAACGAUGAGUUUCUAAUGAAAUUUCUGCGUCCAUCAAAAUUAUAUGCGGAGAGCGCAUUUAAACGGAUACAAGCAUAUUACAAGUUCAGACUCUCUCACAAGGACUACUGCUGUGAUUUGUAUCCGAGUAAAGUGCGCUCGGCCUUCGACCAUUCCAUAGUGUCCAUCCUUUCGCCUCGAGACCAACAUGGCCGCCGCAUCAUAUAUGUGGAAUCUGGCGAACGUUGGAAUCCUCGUGAGGUACCUUUAAAGGAAGUUUUUCGAGGCAUACAGCUGGGUCUGGAGGGAGCGAUGGUUGAACCACGUACGCAAGUCUGUGGUGUGGCGGUCGUGCUAAACAUGAAGGGCUUGUCGUUUUCACAGAUAAUGCAAUUCACACCCUCAUUCGCCAAAAUGGUUGUUGAUUGGAUUCAGGAUUGCAUUCCGAUUCGCCUAAAAGGAGUACACGUGAUAAAUCAGCCAUAUAUAUUCAGUAUGUUGUUCGCUAUAUUCAAACCGUUUCUACGCGAAAAGUUAAGAUCUAGAAUAUUCUUCCACGGCUCCGAUAAAGAGUCUUUAUUGAAACAUAUACAACCUGGUUCCUUGAUGAGAAGGGUUGGUGGGGACUUACCUGAUGAUGACAUAACUGGAGAAGUUUUGUGGAAGAUGCUCAAUCAUUACGAAGAUGAAUUCAGACACGCAAAUUCCUAUGGUUACGUCACUAAUAACAACGAAAUCAAGAAAUAAAUAUACACAACUCUUUAGAUUAAUGUUCUUAUCGGAUGUAUGGGAGCACGAAUAAAACCGGUUUAAAUAUAGAAAUAAAAAUAUAUAUAUUUUUUUUGUACAAAUUAAUUUACAAUUGAAUAUAAUAUGACAAACAAAAAAAAUCUGUGAUAAAUUUGUUCUUUUUAUAGAAACGUGGUUUAUGCACAUUAAUAUAGUGAGGGUUCUGCUUAAGUAUAAAAGGGAGGGUCAUCAAAAUAAUGUGGACCACAUUUGCUUGUGGUUUUUAUUAAGGCAUGGGCCAUCGAAUUGAAAUAAUCCUUCCAAUGAUGGUCCUAAUCGAUCUCCGUUAGCAACUUUUUCUGUGCAGCCGCUCGUUUAAGCUGUAAUUCUUCAGAUUUUUUCCUAUCAUUACAGGAAAUUAAAAUGAACCUUGUAAUACAAUACCAGGCGUAUUGUUAUGUAACUUUAAUAAAUUCAUUAAAAAACUCA
Molecule: messenger RNA, 1709 nt
Organism: Danaus plexippus (monarch butterfly)
Lineage: Eukaryota; Metazoa; Arthropoda; Insecta; Lepidoptera; Nymphalidae
Product: alpha-tocopherol transfer protein-like
Exons: 6
Coding region: 306-1238 (310 amino acids)
Cellular component (GO): membrane
Molecular function (GO): phosphatidylinositol bisphosphate binding
Source: RefSeq, a predicted model, not a curated record